Molecule: messenger RNA, 1923 nt
Organism: Psylliodes chrysocephalus
Lineage: Eukaryota; Metazoa; Arthropoda; Insecta; Coleoptera; Chrysomelidae
Source: the annotation of a GenBank genome assembly
CAACGGCACCGUGGAGACGCGUGGAGGUGGGCAAUCGGGCCCGGGAGGCACCUUAGGCCUGCUCGGUGAGUCGCGAGUCGCCAGCAAUAUUCGUGGAUUUUUUGCCACCCGAAUCGGCAGCGCCCUACCAGAUACAGGUUAACCCGGAUGGCACUGCGCUUCCCCUCAAGGACACCCAUCAACAAAUUUCCCGUCAAAACCACGUAAACCACUCAUCAGAUUCGUCGGAAAAUAACCUCAACAAUGACGACCAUUCCAAUAAUCAACAUGACGUUCAGUGAAAUGAAAGAAGCUGUGUGGAAUAAGCUUCACGAGCCCAGAACUCAACGGAAGCUAGUAUUAGUUAUAGUGUCCAUAGCUCUGCUACUAGAUAAUAUGUUAUAUAUGGUGAUAGUUCCCAUUAUACCGGAUUACUUGCGUUACAUCGGAGCAUACGAAGAUUACACGAUUCCGGGAAACGUGUCACUUCCACCAGGUACACCACAGAAGCACGACCACCACGGCCAGGACCAGGCUACCGGCAUCCUAUUCGCCUCCAAAGCCAUCGUCCAACUUAUGGUAAACCCCUUUUCCGGAGCACUCAUCGACCGCAUAGGAUACGACAUUCCCAUGAUGAUUGGACUGACCAUAAUGUUCCUCUCGACAGCAGUGUUCGCUUGUGGCCGGAGUUACGGCCUCCUGUUCUUCGCCAGAAGUCUUCAGGGGGUCGGAUCGGCGUUCGCGGACACAUCGGGACUCGCCAUGAUCGCCGAUCGCUUCACGGAGGAAAACGAACGAUCCCAAGCAUUAGGGAUAGCUCUGGCUUUCAUCAGUUUCGGUUGCCUGGUAGCGCCUCCUUUCGGAGGAGCUCUAUAUCAGUUCGCCGGCAAAGAGGUGCCUUUCCUAAUUCUGGCGUUCGUUUCGCUGGUAGACGGUUUCAUGCUUCUACUGGUCAUGAAGCCCUUAAAAACGCAGUUAAAAGAAUGUCAAAUGGACAAACCUCCCGGGGUUCCAAUCUGGAAACUAUUUAUGGACAAGUACAUCGCGAUUUGCGCAGGAGCCCUUAUGAUGUCGAACGUGGCACUGGCUUUCCUAGAACCAACUAUAACGCUUUGGAUAGAAGACAAUUUAACGACAGAAAAUUGGAAAGUUGGUAUCGUUUGGCUACCCGCGUUUUUCCCGCACGUGUUAGGAGUUAUCAUAACAGUAAAAAUGUCAAAGAAAUAUCCCCAAUAUCAGUGGCUUAUGGCAGCAGGAGGAUUAGCACUAGAAGGUUUAUCCUGUUUCGUAAUUCCCUUUGCAGAUUCGUACAUCUUUCUAAUGGUGCCCAUUUGUACAAUUUGCUUCGGUAUCGCCUUAAUAGACACAGCACUUCUUCCUACUCUCGGAUACCUGGUGGACGUUCGUUACGUUUCAGUGUAUGGCAGCAUUUAUGCCAUAGCAGACAUUUCGUAUUCUCUAGCAUACGCAGUAGGGCCUAUCAUCGCCGGUGGUAUAGUAGAAGCCAUCGGUUUCACAUCACUUAAUGUGUUAAUAGCCUUUAGUAACCUGCUCUAUGCACCACUUCUCAUAAAACUCAAACAUAUCUACGACUUUAAACCAUUCGAAAACGAAGCCAAUAUCUUAAUGCAAGAUCCUCCUAACAAAGAAUACCAAACGUACACCAUGCAGGAUCAAAAACCUGUAAGUGGAGACAUUCAGAAUCACCUGGAAUACAAGCAGCAGGAGACUGACUUCGGUGCUGGUUACCAACAACAAGGAUACCAGCAACAAACCUAUUCGCACAAUUUUCAACAGGAAGAACAGCCUUACCAGGAAACCCCAUUUCAGCAACCUCCGCCCCGUCCUCAGGGCAGGGUGUUACCGCAGCAGCCGGAAGCGGCAAAUCCUUUCAGGCCCCAAGUCCAACCAAGUGGUGGAAAUCCUUUCAAACAAGGAUUUUAA